This is a messenger RNA of Eptesicus fuscus (big brown bat), 3758 nucleotides long. RefSeq names its product ubiquitin associated and SH3 domain containing B (gene UBASH3B). Gene Ontology annotation, biological process: collagen-activated tyrosine kinase receptor signaling pathway; regulation of osteoclast differentiation; regulation of release of sequestered calcium ion into cytosol. The coding region runs from base 190 to 2106 and encodes 638 amino acids. NCBI's taxonomy places the organism in Eukaryota, Metazoa, Chordata, Mammalia, Chiroptera, Vespertilionidae. The record is from RefSeq and is a predicted model, not a curated record. The transcript is spliced from 14 exons. Gene Ontology annotation, molecular function: protein tyrosine phosphatase activity; protein binding. Gene Ontology annotation, cellular component: cytoplasm.
CAGCGCUGCGGCAGUUCGGGCCCCAGUGGCCGCCCCAGGAAGGCCGGAGCGCCACAGCCUUCCGCGCGCCUUCGGCCCGGACGCCCCGCCCCGGCCCGGCCCGGGUCCCCGCCCUCCGGACGGUCGGGCUCGCGCCUCCCGGUCGACUGCGGGCCGCACAGUGGGGCCCAGCACGGCCGGGCCCUCGGCAUGGCCGCGAGGGAGGAGAUGUACAGCCAGGUGGCCCCGCGCCGGAGCCGCCUGCAGCGGCCUGGCACCGUCAGGCACGGAUCCGCGCUGGACCUGCUUCUAUCCAUGGGCUUCCCGCGGGCGCGCGCACAAAAAGCUUUGGCGUCCACCGGAGGAAGAAGUGUGCAAGCCGCAUGUGACUGGCUCUUCUCCCAUGUGGGCGACCCCUUCCUGGACGACCCGCUGCCCCGGGAAUACGUGCUGUACCUGCGCCCCACGGGUCCCUUAGCCCAGAAGCUCUCCGACUUCUGGCAGCAGUCGAAGCAGAUCUGCGGAAAGAACAAGGCGCACAACAUCUUCCCCCACAUCACCCUCUGCCAGUUCUUCAUGUGCGAGGACAGCAAGGCGGAUGCUCUGGGGGAGGCCCUGCAGGCCACCGUCAGCCGCUGGAAGGGCAAGUUCUCGGUGCCGCUGCCCCUGGAGCUCUACACCUCCUCCAACUUCAUCGGGCUCUUCGUGGAGGAGGGCAGCGCCGAUGUCCUCAAGAAGUUCGCCGCUGACUUUGCCGCGGAGGCUGCAUCCAAAACCGAAGUGCACGUGGAACCUCAUAAGAAGCAGCUGCACGUAACCCUGGCUUACCACUUCCAAGCCAGCCACCUGCCCACCCUGGAGAAGCUAGCCCAGAGCAUCGAUGUCAAACUCGGGUGCGACUGGCUGGCAGCCAUAUUCUCCCGGGAUAUCCGAUUUGCUAACCAUGAGACCUUGCAGGUGAUCUACCCCUACACCCCCCAGAAUGACGACGAGCUGGAGCUGGUUCCGGGGGACUUCAUCUUCAUGUCUCCUGUGGAGCAGGCCAGCACCAGUGAGGGCUGGGUCUACGGCACCUCCCUGACCACCGGCGGUUCGGGGCUCCUGCCCGAGAACUACAUCACCAAGGCCGACGAAUGCAGCACCUGGGUGUUCCAUAGUUCUUACUCCAUCUUAAAUGCAUCAUCUUCCAACGCGCUCCCAUUUGGUGACGGCAUAUUGGACAGGCGGUCGUACGAGGACCAGGGCCUGGGGGAGAUGGCGCCCCUCACCAUCGUCUGCCAGCCCUCGCAGCCUCUGAGGGCCAGCAGUCAGCCUGGCCCCCAAAAGAGAUGUCUCUUCGUGUGUCGGCAUGGUGAGAGGAUGGACGUCGUCUUUGGGAAGUACUGGUUAUCCCAGUGCUUUGAUGCCAAAGGCCGCUACAUUCGCACCAACCUGAACAUGCCUCACAGCUUACCUCAGCGGAGCGGUGGCUUCCGGGACUACGAGAAAGACGCUCCAAUCACUGUGUUUGGGUGUAUGCAAGCAAGACUAGUGGGUGAAGCCUUAUUAGAAAGUAACGCCAUUAUUGACCAUGUCUAUUGUUCCCCAUCCCUGCGCUGUGUUCAGACUGCACACAACAUCUUGAAAGGUUUACAACAAGAAAAUCACUUGAAGAUCCGUGUAGAGCCUGGCUUAUUUGAGUGGACAAAAUGGGUCGCUGGGAACACAUUACCUGCGUGGAUGCCUCCGUCAGAGCUAGCUGCAGCCAACCUGAGUGUUGAUACAACCUACAGACCUCAUAUUCCAGUCAGCAAAUUAGUGGUUUCAGAAUCCUAUGACACUUACAUCAGUAGAAGUUUCCAAGUAACAAAAGAAAUAAUAAGUGAAUGUAAAAGUAAAGGAAAUAACAUCUUGAUUGUGGCCCAUGCAUCUUCCCUUGAAGCAUGUACCUGCCAACUUCAGGGCCUGUCACCUCAGAACUCCAAGGACUUCGUACAAAUGGUCCGAAAGAUUCCGUACUUGGGGUUUUGCUCCUGUGAAGAACUGGGAGAAACUGGAAUCUGGCAGCUGAGGGACCCACCCAUCCUUCCUCUCACCCAUGGACCCACUGGCGGCUUCAACUGGAGAGAGACCUUGCUACAAGAAUGAGCCACACCCGAGGAAGGAAACAGGCUUUGGAAAGCCUUGGGGAGACGUAUUUUUUGUGUGUUUAGUAACAGUGAAGACGUCUGCACCACGCUGCAAGCAACAGCGCAGAAUAACUUAGCCCACUCCCUUUCAUGCUUUAAAAUGCUCGUGAUGGAGCCUGUGUGCAUAGGAAAAAACUUGGCUCAGAGAUAAAGCUCAUUUUCUCUGGUCUCUUUUCUGGUUAGCAAGGCUUUCGGGACUUGUCUUCCUACGUCGAGGCACCUGCUACUGCAGAGGCUGUAGCCUUCCUUCCUCCAUGGCCCGGACUCUGAGGCUCCCGGAGGGAGGAGCCAGCCAUGGAGGGGGUGCCAGAGGAGGGCGCACAUCCAGCACCCAGCUGGAGGGACCUGAGCUGCCCCUGUGGUGGUGGGAGGUCCUCUUAACUCCAUGUUCCCGUGAGGCAGCGCCAAGCUGAAGGGUUCUUCUCAGGUUAUCAGCUAUUGGGCCCUGCAAAGAGCUGUUCUGAGGUUACACUUCGACUUCUGCCAUCGAGACGACCACCAGGGCCGGCAGCUCCGACGCUGCCCAGAGGAUGGCAGGGACCCGGAUCAAGCGUCCUGAGCCCCUGGCCACGCUCUGUGCAGAGCCACGCUCUGUGAAAGGGCAGACAAAGCACUUUUGCUCUCUGAAGCACUUGAGGAUACUCAGGAGGAAAUCAGAUAAGUGUGUGAAGUAGUCAGUUGUAGGAACAAAGAACCGAAAACCACGAAGUGGCUGACUGAUCCGUGUUGCCGCCGAAGGAGCCCAGCACUUCUGAUCGCUGUGCUGCUCCUCUUUGGCCCUUGAGUCUAUAAAGGAGGCUGACGUUCUGAAAGGAUGUGUGUGACAUACAUUAUUUGAGUGAGCAAAAAGCUCAUUCUUGUGCAAUAUGCCCAGGGGCAGGGUGUCGUCCACUCACAGGCAGUACAUGUCAGUCAUACCAGGCCAGCUACAGAGGCGCCAGCUACACGAGGGAUGUGCAAACCAAGUCAGGGACCUAGUUUAAGUGGUGCCAGUUAUGCUCGCACUCUACCUGAGCUGUCAUUUUGUUUGCUUUUCUAGGAUAAUUUAAAAUAUGUAGACAGGGCUCCUUAGAUGCAGUUAGGAGAACCACACCCUGUGGCUUCUCUUCAGACUGGAUUUAGAGGGAGUUCAUUAAAAAAAAAAAAAAAAGACAAUCAAGCCAAAACAUCAGUUAUCAGAGUCUGUUCAGCAGAUGGUGGCCAGGUGUGGUGCAGCUCACUGUGUGAGGAUGGGCGCCACACAAAGAGACAUCAGUGCAAACCGAAUCGAUAGCUACUGUAGCACUGAAGACGCUCCCAAACCAAGUGCAUGAAGCCUGGUGUAUAAAACAGGUCCAUGAGCCUGUUUGACACGGGAAUUUGAUGAUCCUUGAAACAAAGAGGGAAUGUGUGCUGAUCAGCCGGAGGAUUAGAGUGGGGGUUUUAAAGUCACUUAAAGAAAUGUGUCAUGAAUUUUACAUUUUAAGAAGCAAAUCUUGAUUUCUAGCAUUGUGCAAACAGCUUCUGAAUAUGGAAGUAACUCUAUGCUGAUACCAGUGGUUAAUAUGAAUGUUUUAAUCUUCAAAUGGUGACAUACUCAUUAAAGGGUUGUUUUUUAUCCUGGCUCUAGGA